AUUUUUAAUAAAUAAAAAAGUUAAAAUGUCUAAUAAUAGGUUGCCUCUCACUCAAAGAUUUUUAUAGUCUUUAUUUUGAAGUUUUGAAUUUUUUGGGUUAGUUUCAAGGUAAAUGAGAACUUGUUGAAAAACAAGUCUCAACAUCUUCAUCACUCAUCUCGAACCAGAUGCCCACAAAGCUGUUAUGGUUUUUCCUCCUUUGGUUCUUUGUUCUUCUUGCUUCUUGAUAGUAGCACUAAUCUGAUCCACUCGCAGCUCUAGACUCUCAUGUCAGUUGCUACCCUAACUAAUCAUGUUGUUGAUUAUUUUACAUUAUUUGUCUUUUAGUGAAAAGGUAAUUUGGACACAUUAUUUUAAAAAGAAUUCCCACAAAUACAAUGUGUCUUAUAAUGUACCUCAAAGACAAAAUAUGAUUUUUGGUGCAUUUUUUUUCACAAGACAAUAUGUUCAUUUUUUCUAAGAACUGAUUAUAUAAUUUAUCGUCAAACAAAUUUUAAAUUAUCGAAGGUAAACUAAGAAUCUAUGGUUUUUUGACACGUUAUUUUCAAAACAAUUUUCAGAUGUUAAUUUCAUGUUUUUUUAAGAACUUUAAAUUUCAUUAAAGUCUGUAGAUUUAAGAUUUUGUUGACCUUAACUUUUGUUAAAUUAAAUACCAUUUUAAGUUUUGUUGAUUUUGAAUACCAUGACAAACCAGACUUUUCAAACAUGAAAUCUUAGAAGUUGUUGACUUAUAAGAUUUAAAUGACUCCAUUUGAUUCUAUCAGUUUUCUUUUUAGUUAAUAAAUUAUUCUUACAAGGGAAUAUACAUGUAUUAUGCUCAAAAAAAUCUUAAAUUAUAAUUUUGUAUGGUAUCAGAAGUUUUUAAGUUUUACUAAGAUUUUAUUGAUUUUGAAAAAUUCAUCUAUAUAAACAACGAUCAUUCUUAGAUUAUUAGCUAUACAAAAAAUAAACUCAAAAGUAAAACCUUUUAUCAUAAGAUGAAGUCUUCAAAAUUGCAUUUUGUUGUUCUUCUCAUCAUCAUUUCUUUCAUUCUUAAUAUUCAAUCUGCUAGAAUUCUCGAUGAUUCAUCAAGCGAUUGUGAAUUCAAAGGACCUUGUCAAAAGAAGACAGAUUGUUACGAGAGAUGUGGAGUAGGAAAACCACCCUUCAAAAUUGCUUUGUGUGAACCUUAUGGAAAUUCACGUGUAUGUUGUUGUAUCUAAUUAUUAAUAGCCUCAUUUGAUAGAAGUUAUGUCUUUUAGUUUUAUCUGAAAGAAAAUAUAUAUAGCAAUAUGAUAUGCUUACACAUAACUACAUUUUUACUUACACUUUGGAUGUAUUUCAACAUAUAUCAAAUUACAUAUCUUCAAUAUAUGGAGGGUUAUAGAUAAAUCAAAUUAUGGAUGAUUCAUCAAGCAAUUGAUAAUUAACUAUCAAAAAUAAUAGAUAAUCAAAUAUUAAUAAUUUAUUUUAUUGGCUGGUGGGGUGAUUUCGAAAAAAAUUAUCAUAUUUAGUAUACAAUAUUAAGCAUUUAUUAUAAAAUAGUUAACUUUUGACUAGUCAAAUUUAUUUAUUUAUUUAAUUUUUUGUUCUAACAACAAUAACACAUCAGACGAAAACACAUUUUGCUAACGAUUUAACUUAAAUCUAUGUAAAUAUAAUAUAAAUAAACUUGAUAAGUAUAAGAUUAAAUGUAAAUUGAAGGCUCGAUAAAUAUGCGUCUGAGUUUGGCAGACAAAUUUUUCCUUCUAUCAACGGUGAUCCUUCUAUGUCGACGAAAAUUUUCAAUCCAGUAUGGCUCUGUGAAACUUGAAAACCAAAUCUGAACAUAUUUCAGAAAUCAGGAUGAUUUUCUAUCAACUUAUAGAAUGAAUAACUAAUGGAGUUUAACUCGUAAUUGAAUGUUAUUGGUGGAUAUAGAAAGCUGGAAAUGACAGCUUUCAGAUCCCAACGUGAAAGUGACUUGAGUCCUUCUUUAUCAACUGGAAAUCACUUCACAAUAUGGCUCUGUGAAGCAGAAAAAAAAAAUCUUAUAAAUGCAAUCUAUGGGGUAAAUGGAUUAAAUGCAAUCUGCUAAAGGAGAAAAGUUUCUGGGAAAUAAGCACAAAAAUGCAAGCUAGAUCUUGGAUGUGGAGAAAGAUGUUGAAACUGAGAGAUGUUGAUAAGUCUUUUUAUAGAAAAGAGUUGGGAAAUGGUAGGCAUACUUCUUUCUAGUAUGAUAGAUGGUCAGAUAGAGGUGUGCUCUCUGAUUUAUUGGGAGAAAGAGGCAUUAUUGAUUUGGGUGUUAAUAGGAAAGCUACGAUAGAGGAAGCAGUUCUAAAUUUUUGGAGAAGAAGAAGACAUCGUAUUGGGUUAAUAAAUGAUAUUGAAUCAGAGUUGAAUAUUUUUAAAGGGAAUCUGAGCUCAAAGUUGGAUGAUGUUAGCUUAUGGAGAAGGAAGUCGGGAUUUAAGCAUAAAUUCUCGACCCAUGAGACUUGGAUGUUAUUGAGGGAGAUUAAGACACAAUGCACUUGUUCCCAUGGUAUUUGGUUCUCCCAAGCUACGCCAAAGUUUUCUUUUAUGUCUUGGCUGUCGAUUCUGGAUAUAAUGUCCACAUUGGACAGAGUCUCUCGUUGGAAUCAUGGGGUAGAUACAACGUGUGUUCUGUGCAAGAAUGCCCAUGAAUCAAGGAAUCACCUUUUCUUUGAAUGUUUCUAUUCCUCUCAAUUUUGGGAGCAUAUCACUAAAGGGAUUUUCCGAAACUCCUAUAGUAAUGUCAGGUCCGAGAUUCUGAUGCUAAUUACAGAUGAGACUAUGGAUAAGAAGAGCAUGUUCUGUAUUAGAUAUGCGUUUCAGGCGGUCUUGUACUCGCCGUUGAAGGAACAAAAUAAGAGUAAGCAUGGUGAUGAGUUGAUGCCGAUGCCAGUUUUGAAGAAGUUAAUUGAUAAGGGGAUCGGAAAUCUAUUAUAUAAUAGGAGAGUUUCUCUCCCCCUGAUGCGACACGUCAGCGGUCUGUGGGUCCCACUUUUUAAAAGUGUGAAAAAAUGUCAAAUAUAUGGCUCGAACCCAGGUUAUUGAAAUAUAAACAUCCACAAUUAUACCACUGCACUAAAGGAUACUUUGUACAUUGAUGGCCGAAACUAAUAUAUAUUAUGAAGGUCGGAAACUAAUAUAACAUUAUGGACCCCACCUUUUUUUUUUUAAAUUGAUGGGUAACGAAUGGACUUCGACAAAAUGGGCUUUGGGCUUAUUGAUUUUCUGUUUAUUAGGCUUUGUAUCUGCCCAAAGUGGUGAUACAGACAAAGCUAAGAAGAUUAGGAAAGCCGCCAUCUUCACCAUCUCCUUCGUCGCUUGCGAUUCCCCUUCUGGCAAUCAGUUAUUAUGGUCGAUCUUUAAGGCUCUACGCACGUUUUGCGCCUACCAAACGCUUAGUUUCUGCUCUAACGCCUUCAGAGCUAUCAUAUAUAUAGAAUCCCUCGAGGUAUAAGCUCCAUCUUGUCUCAAACUUUUCUUUUUCAGUUUUCCGUUCGCUUUACUUUCUCACAUCCGUCGCGAAAAUGACUUAUCCAGCUGCUCCAGCCACUUCAGCCACCAUUGCCGCCGUUCCCUUCUCCACCUUCAACUCUCUCCGCCUUGGAAGGUCCACUCAGUCCAUUGUUGGUCGGCUCAUCCGAUUCUAGGAUUCCAGGAACAUUAACAAGAAUGGAGAGUUUAUGGGCAUCACCAUUCUCCUCCUUGAUGAACUGGAUUCUGUGAUCCACGGUUUCAUCCCUGCAAUCUCCAAACAAAACAUGAAAACUGAAUGAAUUAUGUUUUUAGCAACCG
Molecule: messenger RNA, 3783 nt
Organism: Brassica napus (rape)
Lineage: Eukaryota; Viridiplantae; Streptophyta; Magnoliopsida; Brassicales; Brassicaceae
Product: putative defensin-like protein 270
Exons: 3
Coding region: 978-1202 (74 amino acids)
Source: RefSeq, a predicted model, not a curated record